CUUGUCAGAGGGGCUUAGACUCCCUUCAUUCUGACGCCUACUUCUGUACUUCAGGCUAUUCAUUUCUUACUUAUAGCUGUUUCUUUAUCUUUGCAACAAUGAAUAGGGGUCAACAGUCAUUUGGUAGCAGGUCUGUAGUGGGCACUAAGACCUUUAGCUCUGCAUCGAUUGGUGGUGGAGGCGGUGGCUUUAGUAGAGGUGGUGGAGGUAGAAUUAGUUUUAGUUCAACUUCUAUGUCUAAAGGAAUGGGUGGGGGUGGUGCUGGUGGUGGUGGAGGAGGAUUCAUGCAUGGUGGAGGUGCUGGUUUUAGUUCUCAAAGUCUCCAUAGUCUUGGAGGAACAAGAAAGACUGCCAUUAGUACAGGCAGUGGCCGUGGAGGAGGGGGAAGUUUUGGUGGAGCUGCUGGUGUAGGAUUUGGUGGUGGUGCAGGUGGUGGAGGAUAUGGUGGUGGAGCAGGAGGUGGAGGAUUUGGAGGUGGAGGAUUUGGUGGUGGAGGAUUUGGUGGUGGAGGAUUUGGAGGUGGAGGUGGAGGAUUUGGUGGUGGGGGAUUUGGUGGUGGUCCAGGAGGAUUAGAUGGUGGCUUUGGUGGCAUGAAUUUUCCUGUAUGCCCCCCUGGUGGAAUUCAGGAAGUUACCAUUAACCAGAGCCUUCUGGCACCAUUAAAUAUGGACAUUGAUCCAACAAUUCAAAAAGUGAGGACAGAAGAAAGGGAGCAAAUCAAGACCCUCAACAACAAAUUUGCUUCCUUCAUAGACAAGGUCAGAUUUUUGGAGCAACAAAACCAAGUACUGAACACAAAAUGGGAACUUUUGCAAGAACAUGGGCAAAAAGGUGUUUCAAAGAGAAGCAACAUUGGACCUCUCUUUGAAGCUUACAUCAGCAAUCUGAGACGUACAUUGGAUGGGCUGCAGAAUGACAAACAUCGCCUGGAAACAGAUUUGAGGGGCACUCAAGAUUUGGUAGAGGAUUACAAAAACAAAUAUGAGGAUGAAAUUAACAAGCGAACCACUGCCGAAAAUGAAUUUGUAGUACUCAAAAAGGAUGUGGAUGCCGCGUACAUGAACAAAGUGGAGCUGGAGUCUAAAGUCGAUGCAUUGACUGAUGAAAUCAACUUCCUCAGGACUCUAUAUGAAGCGGAAGUUCAAGACCUUCAAAGUCAGCUUUCAGACAUCUCUGUUGUUCUGUCUAUGGACAAUAACCGGGUGCUGGAUCUCGAUGGCAUCAUUGCAGAGGUGAAAUGUCAGUAUGAGGAGAUAGCCAACAAGAGCAAAGCUGAGGCUGAAGCUGCCUGUGCCAUGAAGUUCCAGCAGCUACAAGCAACAGCAGGUCAGCAUGGAGAUAGAGUCAAAAGUAGCAAGACUGAAAUUGCAGAUCUGAAUCGCAUGAUCCAGAGAUUAAAGGCUGAGAUUGAAAAUGUGAAGAAGCAGUGUGCCAAUCUGCAGAUAUCUAUCACAGAGGCAGAGGAACGUGGAGAACUUGCUGUAAAAGAUGCACAAAAAAAAUUAGAUGAACUUCAGGAAGCCCUAAAGAAGGCAAAGGAGGAAAUGGCCAAGCAAUUACAUGAGUACCAAACACUGAUGAGCAUUAAGCUGUCCUUGGAUAUUGAAAUUGCCACCUACAGAAAACUGCUAGAAGGAGAGGAAUGCAGGAUAACAGGAGAGAUUCAAAAUAAUGUCAGCAUUUCUGUGAUCAGCGGUUCCACUUCAAUUGGUGGUGGUGGAUUUGGAGCUGGCGGUGGAGGAUUUGGAGCUGGAGGUGGAGGAUUUGGAGCUGGUGGAGGAGGAUAUGGAGCUGGUGGUGCAGGAGGUGGAGGAUAUGGAGCUGGUGGUGCAGGAGGUGGAGGAUAUGGAGCUGGUGGUGCAGGAGGUGGAGGAUAUGGAGCUGGUGGUGCAGGAGGUGGAGGAUUUGGAGCAGGUGGUGCAGGAGGUGGAGGAUUUGGAGCUGGAGGAUAUGGAGGAGGCGGAGGUGGCCAAUUUUCAGGGGGAUAUUCUGCUGGAGGUGGAGGUGGAGGAGGCUACGGCAUGGGUGGAGGUGGAGGCUUCAGUUCUGGAAGCAGACAAGGUGUCGCCAUUAUCUCAACAACAUCUUCUUCCUCUUCAAGCAAAAGAAACUAUUAACCUGACUUCUUUAAUCCAGCAAAAUCUCUUUCUGCCUGCUAGACUAUGUCCUCUGUUUUUUUCAUGUCAAGAUUAUUAAAACAAAAUAAAGUUGGUAAUUAGACUCCUUACUAUAUUUUCUCUCAGUUGGAAAUAUGAUUAUUGGCCCCUUAACAAGUUACCUUUUCUAUAGCAUGUUACACAGCGCAUCAAUAUUGUUCACCAACACAUAAUGUGCAUACCAGAUUGAAUCUAGUUAUUGAAUAUUUCUGCAUGUGUCCACCAUUCUAUUUUAUGGAGAGCAUUACUGGAAUAAACUGGGUAUAUUUUGCCAAUGCCAAGGACAUCCAUAACCCUUUCUGUUCUGCCCUAUAUUAUCCACUAUUACAGUGGAACACAAUGGGUUGGGAGCAGGUCAAUGCUAUAACAUCUCAUUUUGACCAGCGCUUGGCAUAGUAGGAGUUGUACUUUAAAAAAAUGAUUAAAGAAAAACUUAUAAUGUCCAUACCAUUACUUUUGAUUUUGCAUUUUUUUAAAGUUUUAAGUUACUUUUAGUCUGUACAACAGCAGAUAAAUUGUACAUUGCAUGUUUAACUUCAAUAAGCUUGUCCUGUGAGUAACACUUCUGUUGUGACAAAUUGUGUUUUGCUAUUUUGUUUCUGCUAUCAAUACCUACACAGCCACUACUACCACUACUGACCAAAUGCUAGCUACUGAACCACGUAUGAACCUGCUCCUUUACCGUACUUAUUGUUCAAGCAAAGAAACCCUAAGCAACAUUUUUUGUCCUUCCCAUGCAAUUGCUAUUUCUCAUAACUGACUUCAUUGUACUGUAUAUCUAAUAAACUGCAUGUUUCAUA
Molecule: messenger RNA, 2956 nt
Organism: Xenopus laevis (African clawed frog)
Lineage: Eukaryota; Metazoa; Chordata; Amphibia; Anura; Pipidae
Gene: krt78.2.L
Product: keratin 78, gene 2 L homeolog
Exons: 9
Coding region: 99-2117 (672 amino acids)
Biological process (GO): keratinization; intermediate filament organization
Cellular component (GO): keratin filament; intermediate filament
Molecular function (GO): structural constituent of skin epidermis; structural molecule activity
Source: RefSeq, a predicted model, not a curated record